CCAUCCCAAGGCGAGGCGGCUGAAGUAGCUGGUUGGGACAGACUGAAGCUUCCUCUUACAGCCACAGCCUUACGAGACAAGGCAAAAGGCACAGACUACUCUUCCGUGCAGGCUCCAGCAUGGCCACGUACACGGUCUGUGUGUCCACUGGCAGUUUUUUAUACUUGGGAGCCCUUGAUCCCAUUUCCCUCUCCUUUGUGGGCACCGAAGGAGAAAGCCCUGAAACCAGUCUGGGCAGCUGGCCCUCCAAGUUCGUCAGUGGAGUGGAGAACAAAUAUGAAGUUACCUGUGAGCGGGACCUGGGAGAGAUUUUGCUCCUCCGUCUCCAGAAAAAGCUUUUGCUUAACAUCAUCCCGACCCAGCGGUACUUAAAUUAUGUCAAGGUGAUCUCCCCACAGGGCCAUACCUACACUUUCCCCUGCUACCAGUGGCUUGAAAGCUCUGAGCACCUGGAGCUGAGGGAGGGGACAGCAAAAACGGUUGCCAUGGACUCGAACCCCUUACUCCGAACACACAGGGAGGAACAGCUGAAGAGCAGACAGGAGGACUACGGGUGGAAGACAUUGGUUGAGGGCAUCCCCCACUGCCUGGAUGUGGAAUCCCCCCAACAGUUGGACACAGAUGACAAGUUUUCUUUUGUGAAGUCUUCACUCUUUAAGACACGCACCACAGCCAAGAAAGUGGAGCUGAAGCUGAAGGGGUUUUCUGAUAGCCAAGAAUCCUGGAAGGAGCUGGAGGACAUCAAGCAGGUCUUCUGGUUCAACAAGACUCCUCUCUCAGAAUAUGCCACAAAUAACUGGAAGAGCAACAAGUUCUUUGGAUACCAGUUCCUGAAUGGAUUGAACCCCCAGAUGAUCCAGAAAUGCAUGGAGAUCCCUGCCAAGUUCCCCGUGACCCAAGAGAUGGUGGCCAGUUCCCUGGGCAGCAGCACCACGCUGAAGAAGGAACUGGAGAAAGGGACCAUUUUCAUCGUUGACUACCACAUCCUAGAGGGAAUCCCCGCAGGCCUCAAUAAUGACGAGCAGCAGUACAUCACGGCCCCUCUCUGCCUGCUGCACCUCUCACCCCAGAAGGAGGUGGUGCCCCUGGCCAUUCAGCUGAGCCAGACCCCUGGCCCAGACGCUCCCAUCUUCCUGCCCAGUGACUCCGAAUGGGACUGGAUCCUAGCCAAGACCUGGGUGCGAAAUGCCGACUUCCAUGUUCACCAAGCACUCGCCCACUUGCUCCGGACACACCUGCUGGCUGAAGUCUUCACCCUGGCCACGCUCCGCCAGCUGCCCAUGUGCCACCCAGUCUACAAGCUACUCAUCCCCCACACUCGCUUCACCCUCCACAUCAACGCGGUGGCCCGGGAACGUCUCAUUAACCAGGGUGGUGUCUUUGACAAAGCGACCGGCACUGGUUACGAUGGCUUGAUGAAGCUUCUGCAGAAGGGCACCGAAGCCUUGACUUACUCCUCCCUCUGCCUGGGGGAAGAGCUGGAGUCUCGUGGGGUGGCCUCCACACCCAAUUACAACUACAGGGAUGAUGGCCUCAGGAUUUGGGAGGCUGUGGAAAGAUUUGUCUCAGGCAUUGUUGACCUUUAUUACAAAAGGGAUUCCUCCGUAUCAGAAGAUCCUGAGCUGCAGUGUUGGAUCAAGGAGAUCUUUACGGAAGGCUUUCUGAAUCGGAAGUCCUCAGGCAUUCCGUCCUCACUAGGCAGCCUGAAAGAGCUCAAGAAGUUCCUGACUAUGGUGAUCUAUACCUGCUCAGCCCAGCACAGUGCUGUCAACAGCGGACAGUACGAUUUGGGCGCCUGGAUGCCCAACUUCCCCUCCUCCAUGAGGAAGCCCCCUCCGAAGACCAAAGGCACAGCGAACGAGGAGGACUACAAAGAGACCAUCCCCGCCAUCAACACCACCUGCAUCAUCCUUAGCACCCUCUGGCUGCUUAGUGCCGAUCCUGGAGACAUGAUCCCCCUGGGGAAUUACCCUGAAGAGCAUUUCACGGAGGAAGAGCCGAAGAGGUUAAUGAAGGCCUUCCAGACACAUCUGGAGAAGAUCUCCGAGGAAAUUAAGAAGCGGAACCAGCAGCUGGAGCCAGGCUUCAUCGGCUAUUGGCACCUCUACCCUCCGGAAAUCGAGAACAGCGUCUCCAUAUAG
Messenger RNA from Heteronotia binoei (common prickly gecko), 2141 nucleotides. Its product is annotated as polyunsaturated fatty acid lipoxygenase ALOX15B-like. Gene Ontology annotation, biological process: linoleic acid metabolic process; lipid oxidation. Gene Ontology annotation, molecular function: protein binding; iron ion binding; oxidoreductase activity, acting on single donors with incorporation of molecular oxygen, incorporation of two atoms of oxygen. Lineage: Eukaryota; Metazoa; Chordata; Lepidosauria; Squamata; Gekkonidae. The transcript has 14 exons. The record is from RefSeq and is a predicted model, not a curated record. Bases 120 to 2141 code for a protein of 673 amino acids.